Messenger RNA from Nakaseomyces glabratus, 1944 nucleotides. RefSeq names its product translation initiation factor 2A. Gene Ontology annotation, cellular component: cytosolic small ribosomal subunit. The record is from RefSeq and is a predicted model, not a curated record. Gene Ontology annotation, molecular function: tRNA binding; protein binding; mRNA binding. Lineage: Eukaryota; Fungi; Ascomycota; Saccharomycetes; Saccharomycetales; Saccharomycetaceae. Gene Ontology annotation, biological process: translational initiation.
AUGUCUUCCCAAUUUUUCCUGAAGACAAGCAAAGACAUCGAGCUGUUUCAAGGUUAUCCUGAUUUCACUCAGUCCAACUCAGCUGCUAACGCCAAGGACGACCAAGUCAUUUCUUCCGUCCUUUCCCCAUGUGGUAGAUUCUUUGCGAUCUCUACUAAGGGCAAUGUCAAAGUUUUCUCUGGGGAGUUAUUAGAAGUCGAACUUUUGAAUUUAACUAUCAAUGAUGUCUAUGAAAUCCAGUUUUCUCCAUCUGGGAACUACAUGAGUACUUGGGAAAGACCUUCCGCAAAGGAUGCCGAACACAAGAAUGUCAAGGUCUGGUAUCUGAACAAAGUCUUUACGGAAGGUGAGGAACAAGAACCUGUGUUUCAAUAUCAACAUAAGCCACAAAACGGUUGGUUUAUGCAAUUCUCCAAGCUAGAUGAUUACGCUCUAAAGAUGUUCAAGAAUGAGAUUAGAAUUGUAAAGAUAAAUGACGCGAAUAAGACAAACUUCCAUUUUGACCAGCCAUUUGCUACUCUUUCUAAGACUCAAGAGAAUGAUUCUCAACCAUUCUCUACUUAUCAAGUCUCCCCAGCAGAUUUCCCAACCAUUUGUACUUUUACCCCAGAGAAAGGAGGUAAGCCAGCACAACUAUCUAUAUGGUCAAUCACCGAGGGCAAAAUCACAAAGAAAAUUGCUUCAAAGACUUUCUUCAAGGCGGACUCAUGCCAGUUACAAUGGAAUCCACAAGGUAACGCCGUUCUAUGUGUCGCAACAACAGACUUCGACUCUACCAACAAAUCCUACUAUGGUGAAAAUACUCUAUAUCUUUUGUCAUUCCAAGGUGUGAAUGGUGCUGUGGGGAACAACUCUGUACGUGUCUCUCUAGCGAAAGGUCCUGUCCACGACAUCUCAUGGUCCCCAACUUCGAGACAAUUUGGUGUCAUAUCCGGUUACAUGCCAGCAACUAUUCAAUUCUUUGAUCUAAGAGGUAAUGUUGUUCACUCUUUAGAAAAGCAACCAAAGAACACUAUCUUGUUUUCCCCAAGUGGCAGAUACAUUCUUAUUGCUGGUUUCGGUAACUUGCAAGGUUCUGUUCAAAUUCUAGAUCGUCAUGAUAAGUUUAAGUCACUUACUGUCUUCAACGCUGCAAACACAUCAGUAUGUAAAUGGUCUCCAGGUGGUGAGUUCAUAAUGACUGCUACUACUUCGCCAAGAUUGAGAGUUGAUAACUGUAUCAAGAUAUGGCACGUUAGCGGUACUUUAGUAUUUGCUAAGGAAUUUGAAGAGUUGUUGAAGGUCGAUUGGAGAAACACUUGUAAAUACAAAACAUUGAAGGAUCACCCUCAUGUGAUCAAGGACUGGACACCAUUAAACAACACUGAUGCAGCUAGUCUAGAUCCCCAAAUUGCAAGCCCAAAGAAGGAUUUGGCUAUUCACGAAAGCGCAAAGGAAUACGAAGCAAAACACCCUAAGAGGGAUGCUAAGACUGGCAACGGUUCUACACAAUCCAAGUCUGCCUCUACUGGUGGUGCUUACAAACCACCACAUGCACGUAGAGCUGCAGCUGUUGCCAAUAAUAGAUCUGUUCCUGGGGCAAGUCCAAAAGUGCAAAGAGCCAUUCCAGGUCUAAUUCCGGGCCUUCCAGUCAAUGAAGGAUCUGCGGCCGCAAACAAGAAUAGAAAGAGAAGAGCCAAUAAGAAGGCUAAUAGUGGUACCGGUGAAGGUGCUGAAAAGGCCGAAUCACCAGCUGCACCAUCAAUAACUUCCACUGAACCCGCAAAAGAAGCCUCACCUGAGGAGAAGAAGAUCAGAUCUUUGUUGAAGAAACUAAGAGCCAUUGAAAUGUUGAAGGAAAAACAAGCUGCUGGUGAGAAAUUGCAGGAUUUACAAGUUAAGAAGAUAGAAACAGAAGGUAAAUUCCGCGAAGAACUUGCUGCAUUGGGUUGGAAAGAAGAGUAA